AUGUUCGUGAAGCCGGAGAGUCUGGAACUGAAGGAGGAGGAAGCGCUGUUGCUGGGCGCCCGCUCCUCGCUCGCUUCUUCGUCCUCCUCCUCCUCCUCCUCUCUCACACAGUUCUCCUCCGGCUCCGAGGGGGAGGACGACGAGGACGACGAGCCGUCCCAGCCGGUCUCCCCCUCGGGGCAAGCGGGCGAUGUGGCCUCCGGGGAGGCCGCCGAGCAAGCGCGCCUGCGCCAUCUCGGCUUGAGACGGCACGACUGCAAGAGGCGCUCGGGCCGGGCGCGGAACGGCGCUCGGUCCACCAAGACGGCGGAGACGGUGCAGCGGCUGAAGAAGAGCCGCCGCCUGAAAGCCAACAACCGCGAGCGGAAUCGGAUGCACAACCUGAACGCGGCGCUGGACGCCCUGCGCGAGGUGCUGCCCACGUUCCCCGAGGACGCGAAGCUCACCAAGAUCGAGACGCUGCGCUUCGCCCACAACUACAUCUGGGCGCUCAGCGAGACGCUCCGCUUAGCCGACCACUGCGGCGGCGGCGGCGGCGGGGCGGUGGGAGGGGCCGCGGCGGCCUUCUCCGAAGCCGUGCUGGGAAGCGCCGACUGCAGCCCGUCUCCCGCCUCCUCCUGGAGCUGCACCACCAGCCCGGCGCCCUCGGCCACCUCGUCCACUUACAGCUGUACUCUGUCGCCCUCCAGCCCCGGCAGCUCCGCCUCGGAGCUGGACUACUGGCAGCCGGACAAGCCGCGCUUUGUGCUGCCCAGGGAGUUGAUCUGA
Elgaria multicarinata webbii is the source of this 768-nucleotide messenger RNA. RefSeq names its product neurogenin 2 (gene NEUROG2). Gene Ontology annotation, cellular component: nucleus. NCBI's taxonomy places the organism in Eukaryota, Metazoa, Chordata, Lepidosauria, Squamata, Anguidae. Gene Ontology annotation, molecular function: DNA-binding transcription factor activity, RNA polymerase II-specific; protein dimerization activity; E-box binding. The transcript has a single exon. Gene Ontology annotation, biological process: sensory organ development; positive regulation of transcription by RNA polymerase II; forebrain development. Bases 1 to 768 code for a protein of 255 amino acids. The record is from RefSeq and is a predicted model, not a curated record.